AUGAUCAGGGAGUGGCUCCGUCGCUCCGCCAAGAGACAUGUCAUGAACACCGCGGAAGGCAGAAACUACGCUGUUUCAUGCCCACUCAAAUACUGUUCGAGCCCCGAGACAUGCCAUUCUGCUCUGUCUCAAGCCUGUAGCGCCAAGCACGCUGCCGCCGGCUUGGUGCGAAGGCCCAUGGCAAUUAACGCGAUCAGCGGCCCGCUGUCCAACGGUCAAGAUCAAGGCACCAAGCGGAAGGAGCCGGAUGUGGCUGAAGAAGCCCCGGAAGAAGCUCCUGGCUACGGCGAUGGCGUAGAGUACUGGAAUAAACGGUACCGGGGCGAUCCGAACCCCUUCGAGUGGUUGGAAAGCUUCGCAGAGCUCGAGAGCCUGAUCAAAGAGGCCACAUCAGGCAGGACUGAUGCAGCUGUGCUGCACGUGGGCUGUGGAAACUCCUUGCUGCCCGAAGCAAUGUAUGACCACGGCUACAAAGAUGUCACCAACAUCGAUAUCGCGGAGGUAUGCAUUCAGCAGAUGGCGGAGAGGAAUCGGACUCUGCGCCCCGAGCUGAAGUGGUUCGAGAUGGAUGCCACUGAAAUGGGGCUGAUAGAAAGCAGCUUCGAUGCGGUCAUCGACAAAAGCGUCCUUGACACGUUUGCUUGUGGUGACAAUGCAUCUACCGUGAUCAACAAGUACCUGCUGGAGGUGCAGAGAGUGCUGAGACCGCGGGGAACGUUUCUUUGUGUCAGCUAUGGCGUCCCAAACACCAGGCUGGACUACUUCAAGGGCAAGGGCUUGAACUUUGCCAUCAAGCAGGUGCCAAUCCCUGUGAAGCUUCCAGGUGGCAGCGUCCACUAUGCCUACUUGCUUCGAAAGGGGAUCACGGCAAGGUCGUGA
Symbiodinium natans is the source of this 879-nucleotide messenger RNA. Lineage: Eukaryota; Dinophyceae; Suessiales; Symbiodiniaceae. The record is from the annotation of a GenBank genome assembly.